This is a messenger RNA of Ochotona curzoniae (black-lipped pika), 1621 nucleotides long. It is a transcript of the gene PSMD13, whose product is annotated as proteasome 26S subunit, non-ATPase 13. Gene Ontology annotation, molecular function: structural molecule activity. The record is from RefSeq and is a predicted model, not a curated record. NCBI's taxonomy places the organism in Eukaryota, Metazoa, Chordata, Mammalia, Lagomorpha, Ochotonidae. The transcript is spliced from 13 exons. Gene Ontology annotation, biological process: ubiquitin-dependent protein catabolic process. Gene Ontology annotation, cellular component: proteasome regulatory particle, lid subcomplex; nucleus; cytosol. The coding region runs from base 305 to 1435 and encodes 376 amino acids.
CGGGUGGAGGGGCUCUCCAGUGUCUGUGUCCUGUGCGAGCGUUCGCGACGUGUGACCCUCGCCCGCCCAGGCCGCGGGAGGAUCUGUGGUCGCGGUCGGCCGACGCCCCGCCCAGGCACCCGGGCCUCUGGCUUCGGGACACGGCGCGGAGCACAACGAGUCCGGAUCGCGCAGGCGCCCGGUUACCGUGACAACGGGCGCCUCAGGACCCGCCAGCGUUCCCGGUGUGCCCCGCGCUGCGCGGCGCCGGAAGUGAUCGAGCAUUUCCGCCAGCCCGGGCCUGUGUGUACCGCCACCGAUCGCCAUGAAGGAUGUGCCGGGCUUUUUGCAGCAGAGCCAGAGCUCGGGGCCCGGGCAGGCCGCCGUGUGGCACCGCCUGGAGGAGCUGUACACCAAGAAAUUGUGGCACCAGCUGACCCUGCAGGUGCUCGAAUUCGUGCAGGACCCGUGCUUUGCCCAGGGAGAUGGCCUCAUUAAGCUUUAUGAAAACUUCAUCAGUGAGUUUGAACACAGGGUGAACCCUCUGUCCCUGGUGGAGAUCAUUCUUCACGUGGUUAGGCAGAUGACCGACCCUAAUGUGGCUCUUACCUUCCUGGAGAAGACUCGUGAAAAGGUAAAAAGUAGCGAUGAAGCAGUGAUCCUGUGUAAAACAGCCAUUGGCGCCCUCAAGUUAAACAUUGGGGACCUACAGGUGACAAAGGAAACCAUCGAGGAUGUUGAAGAAAUGUUGAGUAACCUCCCAGGCGUGACGUCUGUCCACAGCCGCUUCUACGAUCUCUCCAGCAAGUACUACCAGACAAUCGGGAACCACGCGUCCUACUACAAAGAUGCAUUGCGCUUCCUGGGCUGUGUGGACGUCAAGGAGCUCCCAGUAUCUGAGCAGCAGGAGCGAGCCUUCACGCUGGGACUUGCCGGACUCCUCGGCGAGGGAGUUUUUAACUUUGGAGAGCUCCUCAUGCACCCCGUGCUGGAGUCGCUGAGGAACACAGACCGCCAGUGGCUGAUUGACACCCUCUAUGCCUUCAACAGUGGCAAUGUGGAGCGAUUCCAGACGCUGAGGGCUGCGUGGGGCCAGCAGCCCGACCUGGCGGCCAAUGAGGCCCAGCUCCUCAGGAAGAUCCAGCUGCUGUGCCUUAUGGAGAUGACUUUCACACGACCUGCCAAUCACAGACAGCUUACUUUUGAAGAAAUUGCCCAGAGUGCUAAAAUCACAGUGAAUGAGGUGGAGCUACUCGUGAUGAAGGCCCUGUCUGUUGGACUGGUGAAGGGCAGUAUAGACGAGGUGGAUAGACGUGUCCACAUGACCUGGGUACAGCCUCGAGUACUGGAUUUGCAACAGAUCAAGGGCAUGAAGGACCGCCUGGAGUUCUGGUGCGCCGACGUGAAGAGCAUGGAGAUGCUGGUAGAGCACCAGGCCCACGACAUCCUCACCUAGCACCUGCCUGGCCGCUGGAUCCUGACCAUUCACAGAGGGGCCUGGUCACAGGGAGAGAGCUCCAGGGGUCUCUGCAGCCUGCGGAGGAAGGGAGGGUCUCCUGGGCUCAGGUGAUGCAGGUGGGCGUCCCCACCUGUGUGUCUCCCACUGUCUUUGGGGGUGUCACUAUAAUAAAUGCCGUGGCUU